Klebsormidium nitens is the source of this 720-nucleotide messenger RNA. The record is from the annotation of a GenBank genome assembly. Lineage: Eukaryota; Viridiplantae; Streptophyta; Klebsormidiophyceae; Klebsormidiales; Klebsormidiaceae.
AUGGCAAGGACGCUAGAGGAGCAGAAAACGCGGUUGCAGGUGGAAGUGCAGCUCCAGGACUCCAAGGCUCAGCUUCUGGUUCAGCUCCAGGAGCAAAGGGACGAAGUCCAGCAGCGGUGCUUAUUGCAGAUUGAGGAAUCAAAGCAUCAAGAACGUCGUCUGCUGCUUACACGACGAGAGACCAGCAGCCUUCGUCAGAACUUGGAAAAGCAAAGGGACGAGAUCAAAGAGCUCCAGACGAUUCAUGAGAAUCUCGAGACGAAAGAAGGAGAGACAUCGGCGGUCUACAGGGAGCAGAUAGAGCAGAUACAGCACCACGAGAAGUUGAUUGCUGAUACGCAAGUGAAACAGCAGACGAUCAUCGACGAACUAUCACGCAAGCUGCAAGCACUACAGAACGAGCUAGACCACCAGCGGUCCCAAACUGUCACCGUCAUUGACAACCUCGAUGGAAAGGAGAAGGAGCUGAAUAGAGCGAUUGAAGAUCUCGAGCGAAGACAGAAGGAAGUUGUGAAACAGGUCGGAGACACUGAGGCAUCAUCGGACGAACUUGAACAGAAGCUGAAGGAGACAAAACUUCGACACCUCAAAGAAGCAAAAGACCUGGAGAGCAAACUGAAGAGUAGAAAGUCGGACUUGAACUCUGCUUCUGAAGAGAGCCAGAGGGUGGAGGCUCAAUUGUACGCGGCGACCCAAGAAAGAGAUGAAAAGCGACGGUGA